Sander lucioperca (pikeperch) is the source of this 4567-nucleotide messenger RNA. RefSeq names its product myosin-16. The record is from RefSeq and is a predicted model, not a curated record. The transcript has 18 exons. Gene Ontology annotation, cellular component: myosin complex. Bases 73 to 2724 code for a protein of 883 amino acids. NCBI's taxonomy places the organism in Eukaryota, Metazoa, Chordata, Actinopteri, Perciformes, Percidae.
GACAGUGAAGUGCUGGAGGGUGUGUGUGUGUGUGUGACAGUCAGUCAGUCAGUUGGCUGCUGCUGCCUCACCAUGGCUGUUCUCUCUGCAGAAGUCCUAUGCUGGCAUGCUCGCAUUGAGGAGCUGGAGGAGGAGCUGGAAGCAGAGCGGGCCAUCAGAGCCAAGGUGGAGAAGCAGAGAGCAGAUCUAAGCAGAGAGCUGGAGGAUCUCACUGACCGGCUGGAGGAAGCAGGAGGUGUCACCGCCUCACAGAUGGAGGUGAACAAGAAGCGAGAAGCUGAGCUGCAGCGCCUGAGGCGAGACUUGGAGGAGACCUCUGUCCAGUCAGAAGCGCUGGCUGCGUCUCUGAGGAAACGGCACAGUGAUGCCAUGGCAGAGCUGAGCGAGCAGUGUGAGGCUCUGCAGCGGAGCCGGGCCAAACUGGAGAAGGACAAGCAGAACCUGAGGAUGGAGGUGGACGAGCUGGCUGCUUCUCUGGACAGUCUGCAGAAAGCCAAGACAUCCUCAGAAAGCCAGAUGAAGAAGCUGGAGGAGCAGCUGUCAGAAGCCAACAGGAGAGCCGAGGACCUACAGAGGGCCCAGGCCGAGCUCAGUGUGGCCAGGAACAGACUCUCAGCUGAUAAUGCAGACGUGAAUCGACAGAAGGAAGAGGCAGAGAGCAGAGCCAGCCAGCUGAGCCGCUCCAAGACUCUACUCACAUCGCAGCUGGAAGAAGUGAAGAAACAACUGGACGAGGAGGCCAAGUGUAAGCAGGCGGUCAACAGCAGUCUGAGCUCGGUGCAGCAGGAGUGCGAGGCGCUAAGGGAGCAGCUGGAGGAGGAGCAGGAGAGCAAGCAGGAGCUGCAGCGGCUCGUCUCCAAACUCAACAGCGAGGUGACACACUGGAGGAGCAAACACGAGGCGGACACCAUCCAGCACGCUGAUGAGCUGGAGGACACCAGGAAGAAGCUGGCCAUCAGGCUUCAGGAGGCCGAGGAGGCUGUGGAAGCCACCCAGGCCAAAUGUUCCUCGCUGGAGAAAAGCAAACAAAGGCUGCAGGGAGAGGUGGAGGAACUCUGCAUGGACCUGGACAAGGCCAGCAGCUGUGCUCAGGCUCUGGAUAAGAAGCAGCGCAUCCUGGAGAAGUACCUCGUAGACUGGAAGCACAAGUGUGAGGAGCUGGUGGCGGAGGUGGAAGGCUGCCAGAAGGAGGGCAGGCAACACGCCAGCGAGCUCUCCAAAGUCAGGACGGCCCAUGAAGAGUCUGUGGAGCAGCUGGAGGCCCUGCGCAGGGACAACAAGGCCUAUCAGGAGGAGGUAGCGGACCUCACAGAGCAGCUCUCAGACGGAGGCAAAAGUGUCCAUGAGCUUCAGAAGGCAAAGAAGAAGAUUGAGAUGGAGAAAGAAGAGCUACAGGGCUCACUGGAAGAGUCUGAGGCAGCUUUGGAGGCUGAGGAGACCAAGGUGCUGAGGCUGCAGCUGGACGUGUCUCAGGCUAGAGGGGAGCUGGAGCGCAAACUUCAGGAGAAGGAGGAAGAGAUGGAAGCUGCUAGAAAAAGCCACCAGAGGGCGCUGGAGACCCUGCAGGCCAGUCUGGAUGUGGAGGUCAAAGGAAAAAUAGAGGGGCUGAAGCUGAAGAAGAAACUGGAGGCGGCCAUUAGCGAGCUGGAGCUGCAGGUGGACCUGCUCACCAAGAACAAUGACGAGCUAAGCAAGAGCAGCAAGAAGAUGCAGCAGCAGAUUAAGGAGCUGCAGGCCCAGCUGGAGGAGGAGGUCCGGAGCCACGAGGAAUGCAGGGAGGUCCAGGGGGCCGUGGAACGACGCUGCAUGCUGUUAGUCAGCGAGGUCGAGGAGACCCUUGCAUCCCUGGAGAGCGCCGAGCGGGCCCGACGGGUCUGUGAGACGAAGCUGCAGGAGGCCAGCGAGAAGCACAGCCACCUCAACAACCAGUUCCAGUUGGCUGUGAGUGGGAGAAGGAAGCUGGAGGGGGAUCUCCAGACUCUGCAGCAGGAGCACGAGGAGCUGCAGGCAGAGCUGAGAGCAUCCACAGACAAGUCCAAGAAGGCCACCUGCGAGUUGGAGCGAGUGGGGGAGGAGCUGCGUCUGGAGCAGGAGCACACACUCCACCUAGAGAGAGUGAAGAAAGGCCUGGAGGCUCAAGUCAGAGACAUGAGCAGCAGGCUGGACCAGGCCGAGCAGAUGGCUCUGAAAGGAGGCAAGAAGAUCAUCCAGAAGUUAGAGGGAAAGGUGAAGGAGAUGGAGCUGGAGUUGGACUCGGAGCAGAAGCGGCACACUGAGACGGUGAAGGCUCUGCGGAAGAACGAGCGUCGGCUGAAGGAGCUGCUGUUUGAGUCCGAGGAGGAGCAGAAGAACCAGCAGAGGAUGCAGGAGCUGGUGGAGAGGCUGCAGAACAAGAUGAGGGCCUACAAGAGACAAGUGGAGGAGGCUGAGGAACAAGCUACCAUGAACCUGGCGAAGUACAGGAAGACGGUCCAUGAACUGGAUGACGCUGAGGAGCGAGCGGACAUUGCUGAGUCAGCACUCACCAAGAUCAGGACCAAGAGGAGAGGCAGCUUGGGACAGGGCUACUCCUCUGGUUACAGUACCCCGUACCCCGGCCUGAUCCGCUCCCCCAGCUCAGUGGGGUCAGAGGGCAGAGGGGAGAAGAUCCUCAAUGAUGACGAGUCUGUCAGCUCCCUCAUCCCAGCGUAUCUCAACUCGCUCAAGAAGCUCAUGGUGGAUUAGAAACCCAGCGGGGCGUCAUCACGGGCCGAAUGUCAGAGCUCCAAAUGUCUCCAGCCGCUACGGCACUCACGCUCUGACUGGACAAGUGCUACAGUAUGACGUCUCAACACAUACAGGUCGUUAACAAAUCAUUCAAUGUGUGUCACCUGUGUGUGUAUACUCUACAUUCCCAUUGAACUUUUCUAUAAUGUACUCGUUCCUUCCUCUCUUUGUAAGGACUGCAGUCUGUAAGAUCACAGCUUUGAUGACACACUUCCAACACACGUUUGUAUACACUUCAUAAUGUUAUGUUUGUAUGUUAAAAACUGAUUAAAUAUGGAAACUGUACUGUAAUUUUGUUCUAAAAUCCCAAAAGGUAGCACUUUAUUACAAGCAGUAAUCCAUAUAAUCUAGUGUAUGUGUAAGUAUAAACUAUUCACCAUUUAUAAAUGGUGUACUAUGGUAAACUGUCCACUUAAUGUUGUCUCUUCUCACAAAAAUGAAACCGUAUAGUCACUACUGCCUCGGCUUCCCUAGAUGAUGGAAAAUCUAAAACUGCAGUGAAUGCAGGCUUACCUUAUUUGUAAACUAGUUAAAAGUUUCCCAACUGCUAGGAACUGGGGGGAGGGCACAAAGCAGAGACUGUAAUAACGGCAGUGGACUGCCGUUCUGAAGCCUCGAUCUUGGCCAUUUGGCCGUCGCCAUCUUAGUAUUUUGAAACCAGAUCUGACCAUAUUUGGACAAGUGGGUGGAGCUGGAGAUGCUGGCUAAGCGCUAAGCUAAACGCUAAGCUAAAUAUAAAGAGCAAAUCCAGUGGAGUUUUUCCAGCGGGUAAACACAGACCUCUGGGCACUGGCGCCAUUCAUCUGCAUUUAGCAUUUAGCUUUGGUUGGCUAAUGAACGCUAAACAAAACAUUUUUAGCCAACCAAAAUGUUCAAGUGAACUUUGCUGAAGUGAGAACACACAGUGAGAGGAUAAAAGUUUAAGACGAAAAACAUGCAUAUCAGCUAAAAACAAGUUGAGGUUUAUUUUAAUGUCCCCAGUGUUAGCAUGAUUAGCGUUGCUAAGCCGCUGUCCUGAUUGACAGGUCCUAAAGCAUCCACUGCUUUAUUGUGUAUUUUAAAAUAAAUGGGAGCAUCAUUAACAAAACAUCACACUGUGUUGAAGAAGACUUAGAACUAGCGAUUGAGAUCAUAAACUAAUUAUGAAAAUGUUUACGGAGUGUCUAUUUGCACCCCUGGUACGAAUAGCCUAGGCCACACAGCUGAGCUAUUCACACCCUGUGUGCCACGCAAGUGUAUGUAUCAUCUCUCUGAAGUGUGCAAAAUAUUGGACACUGCAACGAUUUUAUUUAGGCCACAGAGCAAUAUUCUAAAAAGGUGUAAUACAUGAGUAGUAUGGAUAACUGUGUGUUAGCCAGGGUACAAAUAUCAUCCACUUCUAAUUUAUACACUGGUACGAAUAGCAUACAUUGAUAAUCAUACCCUGUAACAACAAACACGUUGCGCAUGCCCAGAAAAUUGGCAGACAGACGCUUUUAUCCAAAGUGACAUACAUAUAAAAACACCAAUUUAUGUAAAAUUAUAAUUACUUAAGUAAUGAAUAGAUGUGAGUACAAAUAAAGAUGUUAAUUUGAAAUUUAUAUAAAACCCUCUGUUGCUGCGGCAACAGUUAAAGAUACAGUCUGUGAGACUGUGACAAACGGCAAUCAUAAAAAUAAGAUGAUCUUAUGAUAUUUCUGUCUGGAUGAAACUGUCCUUGGAACUAGCCUGCCUUUGAGCAAGCUACCACAUGACCAUGUGUUUUGUACGAUACAGUUUAACAGCUGUAUCGCCAUGUAUUAGGCUAUUAUGUACUAUUAGG